Lathyrus sativus (Indian pea) is the source of this 222-nucleotide messenger RNA. The record is from the annotation of a GenBank genome assembly. Lineage: Eukaryota; Viridiplantae; Streptophyta; Magnoliopsida; Fabales; Fabaceae.
AUGGACAUCGUGAUUGCCUUGCAGCUUAUGCUCAGGAAUUCAUAUCGUAGUCUUGCUCGUUGCCUUCACGAAGAAGCAACAAAGGACAUCGAUACUGUUAAGAAUAGGGGAGCUAUCAAACAUAGUAACAACAAACUAUUUUCUUUCAAUAUGACUCCAAGAAAAUAUCAUAGAAAGGCAUAUAUGGAAGAAGCUGCAUUGAAUAAAGACAUAGGUGAAUAA